CCCGAGCAGAAAAGGUUGGUGGAGACAAGGAUGCACUGAUCUCCUGUUUGGAGCAACAACAGAAGGGAGGAGUGAAGCAGGACCAGUGAGAGCUGCACAGCCAAGCCUCAUCUGAGGGCUCUAUCACCAUGGAAGAUCAGCCCGAGUUGGUGGGUGCCACUGAGGAGGCUCAGCAUAAGGGUCAGCAGGCCUCAGACACCACCCAUGACAAGAGGAAGCAGAAGGAGCUGGAGAUGCAGCAGACCAAAGCCAAGGCAGAGAAGGACUUGAUACUAAGAUACUCAACACCCUACAAGUAUCCCUUUAUUGGCGAACACGUAUCCCCAGUAAUGAAGUUAGGCUAUGAAGCUUGGAGAUCAAUGACAAUAUCAGACAUGCAACGGAGAGAAAGAAGAAAGAACCUUUACCACAGUGAGUUGUGGAAAACAAAGGAUUUCCUCCAAAAUUUCACAAAGCUACUACUUCUGAAAAAAUCUUAUCCAAGAAGGUGGGAGACCUUGGUCAGAAAAAGCUGGCAUAAAAGUAAAGGAGAAAAGACAGAACAUCUGAUUGAGAUCCAAGACUUAUUUCACCCAACUCCAGAUACCAAGGAAAAGCCUCAGUUAGUCAUAUUAGAGGGAGCUGCUGGGAUUGGGAAGUCCACGCUGGCCAGGUGGGUGAGGAGAGCCUGGGAGGAAGGCCAGCUCUACAGAGAUCACUUCCAGCAUGUCUUCUACUUCAGCUGCAGAGAGCUGGCCCAAUGCAAGCAGCUGAGUCUGGCUGGGCUCAUAGCAAAAGACCAGGCUAUGCCUACAGCUCCCAUCAGAAAGAUCCUGUCUCACCCUGAGAAGCUGCUAUUCAUCCUGGAUGGCAUAGAUGAGCCAAUGUGGGUCCUGCAAGAGAUGAAUCCUGAGUUCUGUCUGCACUGGAGCCAGCCACAGCCUCUGCACACACUGCUGGGCAGUUUGCUGGGGAAAUCUGUCCUGCCUGAGGCUUCCUUGCUGCUCACAGCUCGGACCACAGAUCUACAAAAGUUCAUUCCUUCUUUGGGGCAGCCACGUUGGGUGGAAGUCCUGGGUUUCUCUGAAUCUGGAUGGAAGGAAUAUUUCAGAAAAUAUUUUUUAAAGGAAAGAGAAGCAACUGCAGCUUUUAGCUUGGUUGAAUCAAACCCAGUGCUCUCCACACUGUGUGCGGUGCCCUGGGUGUCUUGGCUGGUCUGCACUUGCCUGAAGCAGCAGAUGGAACAAGGAAGAGAUCUCUCACUGACCUCACAGACCACCACAGCACUCUGCCUGAAAUACCUUUCCCAGACUCUUCAAGGUUGUGCCCUAGGAACCCAUCUCAGAAAGCUGUGCUCACUGGCUGCUGAGGGGAUCUGGAGAAGAAGGACCCAGUUCAGAGAUAUAGAUCUUAGGAUCCGAGGAUUACCUGGUGAUGUCAUUGCCACUUUCCUGAAGAGGGGUGUCCUUCAAAAGCAGCCCAACUCUCUGAGUUACAGCUUUGCCCACUUUUGUCUCCAGGAGUUCUUUGCAGCAAUGUCCUACAUCUUGGAGAAUAAUGUGCCAGGACAUGAUUAUAUAGAUAGUUGCAGAAUUGUGGAAAGACUGAAGGACAUCUAUGGAAGAUAUGACCUGUUUGAGGUACCCACUGUGCGCUUUCUAUGUGGUCUUUUGAGUAAACAGGGAAUUAGGGAAAUAGAGAAGAUCUUCACCUGCACAUUGAGUUGGGAGAUAAAGCUGAACCUGAGGUGGCACAUCCUGGAGGAAGCCCUUUGCCAUCAACCAUAUUCUCUGGGUUUACUCCAUUGUCUGUAUGAGAUCCAGGAUAAGGAGGUCCUGACAGAAGUGAUGCACACUUAUCAAGGAGCAGGUGUGAAUGCCCCAAUGGAUAUGAAACACCCAGUGCUCCAGUCCAAUGUGAAGCACCUGGUGGUCCAGACAGACGUGGACCUCAUGGUGGUCACUUUCUGCAUUAAGUUCUGCCGCCAUGUGAAGAGGCUUCAGCUGGAUGGAGGUGAACAGCAGGAACCAACACUGAUGGCCCAUAGGAUGGUUCUGUCCAGGUGGACCCCAAUCACUAAUGCCAGUUGGCAGGUUCUCUUUUCCACUCUUGAGUUCACAGGAAGCCUGGAGGAGCUGGACCUAAGUGGAAACCCACUGAGCUGCUUUGCAGUUCAGAAUCUCUGUAAGACCCUGAGAUGCCCUGGCUGCCAACUAAAGACAUUGUGGCUUGUCAACUGUGGCCUCAUGUCCAGACACUGUGCUGACCUGACCUCGGUGCUCAAAGCCAGCUCCAGCCUGACUGAGCUGGACCUGCAGCUGAAUGACCUGGGUGAUGAUGGUGUGAGGCUGCUGUGUGAGGAGCUCAGGAAUCCUGCCUGCAACCUCAGAAUCCUGCGGUUGGACCAGGCCCCUCUCAGUGACCAGGUGAUGAUGGAGCUCAGGGCCCUGGAGUCAGAGAAUCCACAGCUGCUCAUCUCUAGCACAUGGAAGCCGCCUGUGAUGGUCCCUACUAAGAACCCAGAUGAAGAAGAAGUGGGUGAUAGCCUGACCUCAUUCAAGUAUCAGAGACUACAGUCAGGACACAAGUACAUGAAACCACUGGGGACUAAAGAUGACUUCUGGGGCCCUACAGGGCCUGUGGCUACUGAAGUGAUUGACAGAGAGAAGAACCUGUACCGAGUUCAAUUUCCCAUGCCUGGUUCCUACCACUGUCCCAACAUAGGACUCCACUUUGUGGUGACAAGGGCAGUGACAAUCGAGAUUGGAUUCUGUGCCUGGACCCAAUACCUGGACCAGACUCACUUGCGACACAGGCACAUGGUGGCUGGGCCUCUGUUUGACAUCAAGGCUGAGCAGGGAGCUGUGGCUGCUGUGUACCUCCCUCAUUUUGUGGCUCUCCAAGAGGGUCAGGUGGACAUCUCCUGGCUCCAAGUGGCCCACUUUCAAGAACAUGGGAUGACCCUAGAAACUCCAGCCAGGGUGGAGCAGAACUACACAGUACUGGAAAACCCAAGCUUCUCCCCAAUGGGAGUUCUACUGAGGAUGAUCCCUGCUGUCAGACACCUCAUCCCCAUCACUUCCAUCACAUUGAUCUACUAUCACCUCAAUCUCAAGGAAGUCACCCUUCAUCUGUACCUGAUCCCCAAUGACUGCACCAUUCGGAAGGCCAUUGAUGAUGAAGAAAUGAAAUUCCAAUUUGUGCGAAUAAAUAAGCCACCCCCUCAAGACACGUUUUACAUCGGCUCACGCUACAUCAUUUCUGGUUCUGAGAAACUGGAAAUCAUGCCAAGGGAACUGGUAUUGUGCUACAGGAGCCCCAGGGAAUCCCAGCUCUUCUCUGAGAUCUAUAUUGGCUACAUGGAUUCAAAGAUUAAGCUGCAAAUCCAAGACAAGAAACAUAAGAAUAUCAUAUGGGAAACCUUGCUGAAACCAGGAGACCUCAGACCUGCACAGUUCAUGAUCCCUGCAGCCCACAAAGAUGCUCCAGCCUUGCUACACUUUGUGGACCAGCAUCGAGAGCAGCUGGUGGCCCGAGUGACAUCGGUGGACCCUCUCUUGGACAAGCUUCAUAGUCUGGUGCUGAGUGAAGGGGAGUAUGAGGCGGUGCGGGCUGAAGCCACCAACCAAGACAAGAUGAGGAAGCUCUUCAGCCUCAGCCGGUCCUGGACCAGGUCCUGCAAAGACCAAGUCUACCGAGCUCUGGAGGAGACCCAUCCUCACCUGGUCAUGGACCUCCUUGACAAGUAGCACAGGGUCUCUGUGCGAUCUUGACAUCUGAGGGCUGAGCAUUCUGCUUUGAGUCCUGGGUCUGCCUAGCCUUCUCUUGGCUCUAAGUUUCUCCAUCUAUAAGCCAGUAAACAUCUGCAUUGCCUUUUGGUGGCACUGUUUCCAGGACAUCUUGGGAACCCAGCCUUCCCCAGCCAGAUGUUCAUGUGGGGUGAGCAUCUCAGUAAACUUUUGGUGGAGCCAGCAAAUCUAUUCAUGCCUUGUCCAAACUGCUCUUAUGGCCUGAGUGGCUAACCUCAAGCCCACCUGACCCUCAAUGAUACAUGUAGAACUGGGAAGCAUAGGAAUGGAGACAAUGAGAUGAUACUUUCCCUCGAAAGCCAAUGUCUUAUGAAUAGGAAAGAAAGGGGCUUCCCAAACUUUUUCUACCCUCAACCCCUUUCCCCAAAUAAUGACAUAUAUAUAUAUAUAUAUAUAUAUAUAUAUAUAUGAACAUAAAUCAAACAAUUCUGCUGAAUAUAAAUCAAAAACAACUGUUGUAAUAUAAUUUUACCAUUUGUUAAAGAUGACAGUAACUUUGAAAACUAAUGAGAUGGAUCUUUUU
Molecule: messenger RNA, 4311 nt
Organism: Phodopus roborovskii (desert hamster)
Lineage: Eukaryota; Metazoa; Chordata; Mammalia; Rodentia; Cricetidae
Gene: Nlrp1
Product: NLR family pyrin domain containing 1
Exons: 14
Coding region: 129-3728 (1199 amino acids)
Biological process (GO): innate immune response; inflammatory response; regulation of apoptotic process
Cellular component (GO): canonical inflammasome complex
Molecular function (GO): protein binding
Source: RefSeq, a predicted model, not a curated record